ACAGAUUUAAUUCAUCUGAAAAAAUCACGGAACUAAAAAAGUUGCACUACCGUAACUCUAAAUUUAUGUUCAGCCAAUUUACUUCCUCUUUGAUCUGGAGAUGAAAUGAUGUGGCCCAGGUGUUAUCUUCAUGAUCAUUAAUACAACGCACCCUGACACCGCGCGCUAUGGGUUGCCAGCUUGUUGGAGGAUGAUAUAUCUGAACAGGAAGCUAAGAAUGAAGUCCAUUGUAGUCGUCUGUGGACUCGUUAUAGGGAUUUUAAUUUGGCUUAGUAGAGGAUCCAACUCAACAAAAACUGACUUUACAAGGUUGCUGAAUGGAACAGGUUACAAGGAAAUCUACAAUGAAAUCACAGCACUAAAAGAGCGUGUUGGUCAACUUGAGCGACAGAACAAAAUCUACCCUGAUGUGAAAUUUUUAAAUUACAAGGACAGGAAAAGAAUUCUGAUUUCGGGUGGGGCAGGCUUUGUGGGCUCCCACCUGGUGGACCGCUUGAUGCUGGAAGGUCACGAGGUCACGGUGGUGGACAACUUCUUCACCGGGCGGAAGCGCAACGUGGAGCACUGGAUCGGACACGAGAACUUUGAACUGAUGAACCACGACAUUGUGAACCCGCUGUUCAUUGAAGUGGACCAGAUUUAUCACCUGGCAUCCCCAGCCUCACCCCCCAACUACAUGUACAACCCAGUCAAGACCAUCAAGACCAACACGCUGGGCACCAACAAUAUGCUGGGUUUAACAAAGAGAGUGAGAGGACGGCUUCUCAUGGCUUCUACAUCAGAGGUGUAUGGAGAUCCAGAGGUGCACCCCCAGCCGGAGGAGUACUGGGGCAACGUGAACCCGAUUGGACCCAGGGCAUGCUAUGAUGAGGGCAAAAGGGUGUCCGAGACCAUGUGUUAUGCCUACGCAAAACAGGAUGGGGUAGAAGUGAGGGUGGCCCGAAUCUUCAACACGUUCGGUCCCAGAAUGCACAUGAAUGAUGGCCGGGUGGUCAGUAACUUUAUCCUGCAAGCUCUCCAGGGACAGAACAUCACAGUGUAUGGAUCGGGAGAGCAGACUCGAUCAUUCCAGUACGUCUCAGAUCUCGUGGAUGGCCUCAUUAGGCUGAUGAACUCAAAUUACUCACAACCAAUUAACAUAGGAAAUCCAGAGGAGCACACUAUCAUGGAUUUUGCCACCAUCAUCAAGGACCUAGUGGGGGGUUCAAGUAAGAUUGUGAACAAACCAGCUAUGCAGGAUGACCCUAAGAAAAGGAAGCCUGACAUCACGAAAGCCAAGAAGUAUCUACAGUGGUCCCCUCAGGUCCCAAUGAUGGAAGGCAUAAGGAAAACCAUAGACUAUUUUAGAAAUGAAUUGAAGAGGACUCGGCAUAGCCAGAGAAAUAUACAGCUCCCCGACUAAUCACAUCAACUAUACAGACACCAGUUAUCGUAUUUAUUGAGUGCAGAUACUGUCCUGAUCUAACUUACACUGUAUCUACAAAGUAGUAGGUGUAAAUCUGCUGUAUUAUGGUCAGACAUGUAAAUCUGCUGUAUUAUGGUCAUGCAGACAUGUAAAUCUGCUGUAUUAUGGUCAUGCAGACAUGUAAAUCUGCUGUAUUAUGGUCAUGCAGACAUGUAAAUCUGCUGUAUUAUGGUCAGACUCUAUAAGAGUCUAUUUUAGGGGGAGAGUGAAGUUCGGAGAAAAUAAUAAUAUUGCUUUUUUAAAUAUUUUGCAUUUAUUUAAAUAUUUGAUAAUUUUUCAUACUUAGAUAGUAAUAUGCAAGAACUAGCAUGCAAUUAUUAGAGUGAAAGGACUCUGUACAUAUCAUAAUUAUGUCAUUAUCUUGCUCAGUUCAUCUAUUAUAAUGAAAUUGGUAAUCUUUCUCCUUGUAUGGAGAUCAAGGGUAGAAUUUGAAUUUCAUGUAAUAUAUACAUAAUGUACUGUAACAGUUGUUUCCGAUAUCUUCCUUGUGAUGUGUAUAGCCAUUAUUAUAUUGCCCCUGUAAUCGAUGCCAUGGUUCGUGUUAUCUUCCAUGUGAUGUAUAGCCCUUGCUAUGCCCCUGUAAUCAUUGCCUCGCUUCAUGUUAUCAUGUGCCUGGUACUCCUUCAGCCGAUACAUUCCAUUUCCUCCUAUGUUGUUGUUGUCUUUGUUUUUCUUGUUUUAAAAUUCUUUUUGACAAUUUUUAUAAUAUAUUUUUUAAAUUAGAUUGUUUAUUUUAUAAUUUUUUGUAUAAAUAUAAUUUGCAGAAAAGAAAUCAAAAAAGUUAAUAUCUAUAUAGUUUAUUACAUGUACCUGUAAAUUAAUACUGUAAACCAAAUUUUAUUCGCAGCGUUUUUUUUGUGAACUACUGGAGAUGAACUAGGUCGCGGAGGCGCAUUUAAAUUGUGAUCAAACCUCAUUUACACCCGUGUUGUUAUAUAAUCCAUAGAGCAAGGACUCUUUCAUGGCGAGAAAUAUUCGCGACAAUGAGGCUUUCACAAACCUUGUGAGAAUCUCGAGAAGGCGAAUUAAAGUUGGUUUACAGUAAUGCUUUUAGUUUGUUCCUAUUUCUGGGCUAACUCAAUUAAUUGUAUACACAAACCACUGCAGUUAUGAGACUAUAUAUUUUUAUAAGAAAAUAAUGAUUCAAUGCUAAAUUAAAUCUACCUUUUGGGAUGCCAUGUCCAUACAAAGUAUAAUUAGAGGGCGUGUGGAGGACCCUCAAGUGAAACCUGUUUCAAUAUGAUUGGUGGCUUCCAUAUGCUUACAACUUAUCUAUGCCAGGCUAAAUAGAAAAUAGUGUAUGUUUGUCUUCAGCAAUUUACAUGUAUAUGUAUAUAUGUAUUGUUAUUGUAUGCAAGAAUACUCCAAUGUUGAACUUUUUUCCAAAAUAGAAAUUUUUUAGUCGGAUGCCAAUGUUAUAUAACUGCUUGCUUGAUUAACAUAUUAGCCUGUUCUGUAUUGCAUCACAAUUACUACGGUACAUUAAGUUGUGAUUUUCUUGCCAUCAUGUCCGUGUUGUAUAUCAAUUUCCAAAAUACCGGUUUUAUUUAUUAUAUAACAGUUACUGUAUCUAUUUUGCUUAUUGUGUAUGCAGCUACAUGUAUUUUACAAAUUAUUUUUGCCAUGUAAAAUAAUUUUCGAUUUGGAAAUAAAUAAAUUUUAAAAGAAUAUAA
This is a messenger RNA of Magallana angulata, 3138 nucleotides long. RefSeq names its product UDP-glucuronic acid decarboxylase 1-like. The coding region runs from base 131 to 1402 and encodes 423 amino acids. Gene Ontology annotation, molecular function: UDP-glucuronate decarboxylase activity; NAD+ binding. The transcript is spliced from 12 exons. Gene Ontology annotation, biological process: D-xylose metabolic process. Lineage: Eukaryota; Metazoa; Mollusca; Bivalvia; Ostreida; Ostreidae. The record is from RefSeq and is a predicted model, not a curated record. Gene Ontology annotation, cellular component: cytoplasm.